UUCUCGUUUCCUGCCUUUCAGUCUCGUUACAGCCGAUGUCUGAGCCGCUACACAGCGCUUCGCGUUCCCCCGUUUUGUUCUCGUCGCGCACGGACUACUGCGAUCUCGCGACGCGACUUGGGUGUUGUUGUUCUUGCCGUAUUGUUCUCCAAGAACGGGAUUGAACGCGCGCGCGAACUCGUCGUCCAAGAUGACGGUACAGCACGAGUUCGGUAGUACGGGGUGAAGACGUUUCCGGAAGCUGUUGUUGUGUCGAAGCGGUGCGACGCUGAUCAUGGUGUAGAGAACCUGUUAUCGUGAAGAUCCUGACCUCGGGUGGAUUCUACCGGUUGCGUUGAUCAGCUCCGCCAAGUGAUCGUUUAAGGAAGAACCGAAUAUCUGAAUAGCUGUGAAUAAUUAGUGCGUUGUGUGUGUGAUCAAGAGAGUGUCCACGCCGUAAUUAAGGCAAAAAGUGUCGCGCGAGAAAUUCCUGCCCUGCCGGUUAAUUAACGAUCUCGGCGAGUUCUCGCCAGCAAACAAGUGGAAGAAGUGGAUCUGACCGUAUAAGAACUACCGCUGCCGAGAGGUGUCACUUCUAUUUGUCCCGGAGCAAGUUUUAAUUAAUUAAUUACGAAAGAACCUCGCCCAGGUUCCCGCGCGAUCAAUUAAACUCACAUUAAGAUCACUCCAUCAAAGUUUACCGAACAGCCCAAAGCGAUCCGGAGCUGUGUGUGUGAAGGGCACGCAGGUCGUACGGAAGGAACCCCGGAGUCCAUAUGAUGCUGAUUGGGUCCGCGAUCGGGAGUGAGUUCGCACAGCUGCCGACGAGUGGAGCCACCGCUCCGUGGAGUAUGGAACCGCCGAGGGCACCGGGUCAGUCCGGACUCGGUGGAGGAGGAGGAGGUGGUGGUGGAUCGCUGCCGCCACCGCCGACGGGGCUGCAGCUAUCGCCGACUGUCGGCCUCUCGCCCGCGAACCUGCCCUCGCCCGGUUCCGGUCCGCCGCCCCCGUCCGCAUCGAACCUGUUCAACGCGGCCGCUGCGGCCGCCGUCGCCGCCGGCAACCCGGCCAACGCGCACGCCCUCGCCGGCCUCGUGUCCCAGCACCGGCUGCUCGAGCUGUCCCGGUUCGGGCUGCGCGGGUACGACCUGGCCCAGCACAUGCUCACCCAGCAGGGCGCAGUCUCCAAGCUGCUAGGUAAGUCGUGUACCCUGCGACCACCCGGGCUGAUUGGCGGAUCGAAGCCGAAAGUGGCGACACCGGCCGUCGUCUCCAAAAUCGAGCAGUACAAACGGGAAAACCCGACCAUCUUCGCCUGGGAAAUCCGCGAGCGUCUCAUCUCGGAAGGUGUCUGCACCAACGCUACCGCCCCGUCCGUCUCCUCGAUCAACCGGAUUCUGCGGAACCGCGCGGCGGAACGAGCCGCGGCCGAGUUUGCCCGUGCCGCCGGCUACGGGCUGUACCCACCUCCGCCGUACGGGGGCUUCCCGUGGCCCGCACCCGCCCACCUGUGGCCACCGGGCCAGUCCGGAAUGCCGGGCAUGACCCCGCCCGGCAGCAGUAGCAACUCGACGCCCGCGACCAUCGGGAGUCCCGGGUCGGGGUCGCACGACACGCUCGGGAGUCCGGACGGCAGCCGACUGAUUGGUGAGUUUGAUAUUGAAGGGGAGGACUCGAACAGCCUGGACGGAGAUCAACCAAAGUUUAGACGCAACCGGACGACCUUUUCGCCCGAGCAGCUGGAGGAGCUGGAGAAGGAGUUUGACAAGUCGCACUACCCGUGCGUGAGCACGCGGGAGCGGUUGGCGUCGCGGACCUCGCUGAGCGAAGCCCGAGUUCAGGUUUGGUUUUCCAACAGACGGGCGAAAUGGCGACGUCAUCAAAGAAUGAAUCUUUUAAAAAGGUCCAGUUCCCCGAGUUCCCGAGCGGCGGCAGCGGCAAGUUCCGCUUUCACCCCUGGCUCCCCCCCGCCGCCGGGAUCGUCCACGGCAGCAGCCCACCAUCAUCAUCUUUCGGGCCUGUCCUCGUCGGCAGCACAUCACCACCAAGCCAACCGGUCAACCUCGUCGCCGGGCCUGGGCCCAACCUCGUCCCAACAGGCCCAAGCAGCAGCGGCAGCGGUAGCGGCGGCCCAAGCGGCAUCAUUAGUCACAGCAUCAACUCCAUUAUUAAUGGGCGGUGAGCACAGUGCGUUCCGCUCGCUGGUCCCAACCUCGGCGGCCGCCCUCUUUGCCGGGCUGUCCCGGUCGUACGCGGCAGCUGCCGCGACCACGACCAGCUGCUCCUCGAACCCGUCCGUUAGCCCGGUGCCCUCGGGGGCCGGCGGUGACUCCGACGAGGAAAUCAACGUCCACGACGACGACGACGACGGCGGUUCCGACAUCGAGGUGUCCAGCAGGAACGGCGAGGGGUCCGCCACACCCCUGCAGCUCACCAUGCACGAGCGGCACCACUGAGAGAACCCGCCCCGUAAAUUAUGUCCAAAAAAUGUGUAAAUAAAGCGCCCCUCAACGUCCGUCCUACACUCACUCAUGGUGCAAUUCUAGAUAUCUCUGUCCCAUUCCCUUCUUUCCACCUCAAAACAAACGCGUGUAAAUAAUCAACAUGGCCGCCGACCGGGGCUACCGAGCGCGGGGGGAAACCUUAGAAAUUGAAUACCCUUCAACCCGGGGCGCGCAAACACGAUUACCCCUCGCUUUUUUGCUUGCUUGGCCAACAUGGCGACGUAAUCCAAUGCCACGCUGCGUCGGGGCGCCAUGCACCGACUGGAUCCCGUUGACGCUGUGUUUACAUUUUUUUUUAUAAGGGAUCUCAGAUGUAAACAGACAUUCUCACCCUAUUAAAAUGUUAGUACACAGCGUUGAAAGAACUUGACAGAGUGACAGAACUUAACAAAACUUGACAGAACUUAACAAAAUUUGACAGACCUUAACAAAACUUGACAGAACUUGACAGAGUUGACAGAACUUGACAGAGUUGAAAGAACUUGACAGAAUUGACAGAAUUUGACAGAGUUGUUGUUAACUUGACAGAGUUGGCAGCAGUUACGUAGUAACAGUUCAAUAUGGCGAUUGUAAGCAAGCUGUCCUUCCCUCUCUUACUUGGCGUGAACUGGCACUUGAGCAAAAUGGAUAGACUGCUUGUUUACAAUCGCAGAUUCACCCCAUUGAAAUGUUACUAAGGACUUGACAGAAUUGUGAAGUUUUAUUUUAAAAGGUCCAAUAAACCGAAUUUCCAGUUUAUGCCCAAAAAGCAAAAACUGAAAAUUUGGUUUAUUUAACCUUUUCAAAAAAAAAAAACUCCAGAAUUGCCCUUCACUUUCACUUACAUUCGGUAACAAAUCUAUCUAAUCGCUUCUGCAAACGGCAACUAAUUUCUUGAACUUGUCACUCCACGAACUUCAAUCCAAACCGACCUACUGCACAACGUCAAAAUCACCACGGACACAUUUGGCAGCAGUGCCUGCUUUGAUGUGCGCUUCACGCACUGCAACUCACACCAACAGCGAACAAAAAACUGGUUUGUCACACACACACCUCACCCUUUUCGGUAGCCGUCGCCAACUUUGACCGAUUGCGUGAAUGCGUCAUUAGCCCGAAGGAAUGUGCACUUGUCACGCAAACAAAACAAAAAACUGGGUAAACACGUGUUUUGCGACGCCUGGCGAGCGGAUAUGUCAAAAUUGUGCGCGAUAACGCAACGCAAAUGUAAAUAGAUGGCACCCCUUGUUUUUAGCGAAAGCAAUUUUCAAAUUUGUUCAGUCGCCCCGCCGUCGGUGCCCCCGGAGUUGCCAGGUGUAAACAAGUUCAUUAAACGUACCCUUUCUGUGCAAGCAAAGACAACAAAAAAAAAGAUAUCGGAAAGUAAUAAUUUAUCUUAAUUAGCCUAAAGUAGAAACGAGUUAAUGUAAAAAAAAACAAAACAAACAGAGGCAUAAACCUAUUAGUAGAAACAAAUACAAAAGGGGUUGCCCCUAUUUGUAGCUCACACGCACUACUGUUACAAGUCCGCACUACACACAUACAAACACAAAACACAGACACACAUACAAAACAACUACUAUUAGAGAGUAAUUAACGCGUAAAAAUGUAAAUUCCUUUCGCGCCAGAGCUUGUUUCGUUGUUUUUAUCGCUAUCGCACUUCACACUAUCACAAAAAGAGAAAGAAAGAGUAUUAAACGUCACGCGUCUGCUUUGUUCUCCCUUUCCUCACAUUUUUUUCUUUCUCUUCUCCCAAAAAAAAAAAAAACCUCCGAUGAUUACGAAGAUGUUGGAAAAACAUGGAAAAACGACGCGCGCCCGUGUGUGUGAGCUAAGCGAAAAAGUUCAAUCUUAAUAAAUUAAGUUGUAUUUAAAGUUGGGGGGCGCGCGCGCUCCCACCCAUUCAACGGGGGAGCAGCAGCAGCGUGGAGUGAGCGAGGAGAGAAGAAAGAAAGAGCGAGAAGGAGUUGAGCGUUAGCGGUAAAAAAGCGAGCACGCACACAUAAGAGCAAAGUUCGAAAGCGAGAUGGCUAGAGAAAUAAGGGACAAGCAAACGGCAUGCAUACAAAGUAUUAAGUUAAUUAAAUUAUGUGUAGUUUUAUUUAGCACUGCAAAAGGAGUGAGAGAAGAAAAAAAUGGUGCGAGAAGAAAAGCGAUAGGAAAAAUGGUACAGACAAACAAACACAAACAUAUGUAAACGUUAGACAGAAAGAUAUGAUGUAAAAAGCCCCAGUGAUGAUCGCGCGCAGUAGAAAAUCGAUAAUGAAAAAUCCGUGUUAUUAGACGUAAGUAAUGGAAUUUAUUUUGAAGCGAAUGAUAAAGAAAAAGAAUGUGAAAAUUUAAA
Molecule: messenger RNA, 4803 nt
Organism: Culex quinquefasciatus (southern house mosquito)
Lineage: Eukaryota; Metazoa; Arthropoda; Insecta; Diptera; Culicidae
Product: paired box protein Pax-6
Exons: 6
Coding region: 756-2435 (559 amino acids)
Biological process (GO): anatomical structure development; regulation of transcription by RNA polymerase II
Molecular function (GO): RNA polymerase II cis-regulatory region sequence-specific DNA binding; DNA-binding transcription factor activity, RNA polymerase II-specific
Source: RefSeq, a predicted model, not a curated record